AUGGACCAAGUAUUAAUGAAUCGCUUAUUGCUAAUAAGUGACGAAAUUAAAAGAUUAACAGACUGUGCUCUCACACAAAGUGCUAGUUACAAUAACGAUGAUAAGACAAAAGCCUGCAUUAUCGUCGCUAAACUAAAAGCAAUGUUGGGUAAAUUUGGUCAUGAAUUGCAUACUUACUUUAAUUCCUCUCAAGAACCAGAUAUAGAUGAAGUGUCUACACUCACUAGCAUACAGCUACAUGGAGAGGAAGCAUUAGUAGAGCUAGAAGUUAAAAUUGAGUCAGGGGCUAUAUCACAAAAUGAAGCUUCAACAAGCAGUACAUGUGCCGUUUUGUCCAGUAAACUUCCAAAGCUAUCCUUACCGAUUUUUGAAGGCAACAUCCUUGAUUGGCAUCAAUUUUGGGACCAAUUCAGUUCAAAUAUAGAUAAGAGAAACUUACCUGAUGUAGAUAAGUUAUUGUAUUUAAAAAGUUCCCUCACAGGCGAAGCUAAGAAUACUCUAGAAGGAUUGGAUGCUACUAAUAAAAAUUAUCAAAUUGCAGUAACAUUACUCAAGCAAAGAUAUGGUAAAGAAAGUCAGAUUAUUGAUGCUCAUUACGCAGCAUUAUACAAAAUCGAACCAGCAAAAACGAGUGCAGAUGGAAGGAAGACACUCAACGAAAUUGAAAGGCACUUACGUGUAUUAAGCUCUAUGGGUGAAAAUGUAAACCAUAACCAUUUACGAUUCAUUAUCAUGGAAAAGUUUCCAGCAGAUAUACUCUAUGAUCUUAAAAUGAAGACGUCAAAUGAAUCAGUUGAAGAAAUAAGAAACAAAUUAGAAGUCAUAAUUGCAGCCAAAGAAGAUGUGGCAAAAAUACCAGUGAUAUUAUGA
This is a messenger RNA of Manduca sexta (tobacco hornworm), 870 nucleotides long. RefSeq lists its product as uncharacterized. The coding region runs from base 1 to 870 and encodes 289 amino acids. The record is from RefSeq and is a predicted model, not a curated record. The transcript has a single exon. NCBI's taxonomy places the organism in Eukaryota, Metazoa, Arthropoda, Insecta, Lepidoptera, Sphingidae.